Molecule: messenger RNA, 1625 nt
Organism: Microcebus murinus (gray mouse lemur)
Lineage: Eukaryota; Metazoa; Chordata; Mammalia; Primates; Cheirogaleidae
Source: RefSeq, a predicted model, not a curated record
GGGCAGAGAGAGGCGACGGGGUCCCGGGAGGGGCGCGGGAGGGAUGGGAGCAGAGGAAGGUCACGUGGCGCCGGGUACCAGGCCGCGGCGCCCAGGCCGAGGCAGGACGCCGUGAGCCGCGCCCCAACCUGGCCGCUGACGUCACGACGCCGAGGCGGACGCCGGGCCAAUGGGAGGCCGUCGCGGGAAAGGGGCGGGGCCCGAGGAGUUGGGCUGGGCCGCGCCGAGACGGUUGGCCGAGUCUUGUGUGGCCGCCGCGGGAGGACGAGAGCCGAGCGGGCGGCUGCGGACGCCGGCCUGCCCUGCGCCUCCCGCAUGAAAGGAUCUACACCACUGGCCCCAGUUCAUACCAAUAAAGAAGAUCCAGCUGCUCAGACUAACUUGGGGUUUAUCCAUGCAUUUGUUGCUGCCAUAUCAGUUAUCAUUGUAUCGGAACUGGGUGAUAAGACAUUUUUUAUAGCAGCCAUCAUGGCGAUGCGCUAUAACCGGUUGACCGUGUUGGCUGGCGCGAUGCUCGCCUUGGGCCUGAUGACGUGCUUAUCAGUCCAGUUUCAACGAACCAAACUCUUAAAUGGACCAGGAGAUGUUGAAACGGGUACAAGCACGACAAUACCUCAGAAAAAGUGGCUGCAUUUUAUUUCACCCAUUUUUGUUCAAGCACUUACGUUAACAUUCUUAGCAGAAUGGGGCGAUCGCUCUCAACUAACUACAAUUGUUUUGGCAGCUAGAGAGGACCCCUACGGAGUGGCAGUGGGUGGAACCGUGGGACACUGUUUAUGCACUGGACUGGCGGUGAUUGGAGGAAGAAUGAUAGCACAAAAAAUCUCUGUCAGAACUGUGACAAUCAUAGGAGGCAUCGUUUUUUUGGCAUUUGCAUUUUCUGCAUUAUUUAUAAGUCCUGAUUCUGGUUUUUAACAAGCUAUUCAUCUGUAUUUAGUUAAGAUAGGUAACUGUACAUAGUGUACAUUACAACUAAAAGUGAUGGAAACACUGUAUUUUGUAGCAUUGGUUUGUGAGUUUGACCCAUUUAAUGAAAGUAUCAUGUCUAAAGAGAUAAUCAUUGAUUCUAUUUGUAACAUGAGUUUUUAAAAGAAAUCUGACUUCUAAGUGGAUUUUUCUUCUCUCUGCAUAAUUAUGAUAAAGAUAUGAUAAUACCGUCCCCAUUUCUGUUUUGGUACAUACAGAACCAUUGUGCAGUGGGGUCUGUCACUCGACUUUCUUUCAGCACUUGACCCACUUUAUAAGGAAUAUAAAUUUUCUCCUUGAUCACUUAGGUAUUUUAAGAUGUUAACGUUUUUCUUGGGGAAAGAAUGAAUUAACUUCUAUUGUUAAAACAUCUCCCUGAGCCAGUAAACAGUAAUUUAAUCAGUCUUUUCAAAAUUAGGUUCUUUGUUUUUAAAAAAGGGGGGAUAAAUAUGAUAUUACUGUUAAUAUCAAUAGUAUGACACAACAAGAACUGUCUGCAAGGUCCAUUCUUCCUCUUUUUUAAUUGGGUAGGACACCCAAUAUAAAAACAGUCAAUAUUUGACAAUGUGGAAUUACCAAAUUAAAAGAAUACUAUGAAUGUAUUCAUAUUUUUUCAAUGUAACAUAGAUACGAUGUAAAUAAAAGUGGUAUGACCAGUG